CCCCCCCUCUCCAUCCCCCAUCAUCCCCUCCCAGCAGAUACACCACCACGAUGACACGAACGCCACCCAACUCCUUCCAGCAGCUGGAAAAGCUUGGCGAAGGCACCUACGCCACGGUCUUCAAAGGCCGCAACAGCCAAACUGGCGAGCUCGUCGCGCUGAAAGAAAUCGCCCUCGACACCGAAGAAGGCACCCCCUCGACCGCGAUCCGCGAAAUCUCCCUCAUGAAAGAACUCCACCACGAGAACAUCCUCAGCCUCCACGAUGUCAUCCACGCCGAGAACAAACUCAUGCUGGUCUUCGAAUACAUGGACAAAGACCUGAAACGCUACAUGGACACCCACGGCCAACUCGAACCCCACGUCAUCAAAUCCUUCGUUUACCAACUCCUCCGCGGCGUCGCCUACUGCCACGACAACCGCAUCCUCCACCGCGACCUCAAACCCCAAAACCUCCUCGUCAACACCAAAGGCCAACUCAAACUCGCUGACUUCGGUCUCGCCCGCGCCUUCGGCAUCCCCGUAAACACCUUCUCCAACGAAGUCGUCACCCUCUGGUACCGCGCACCCGACGUUUUACUCGGCAGUCGAAGCUACAGCACCAGUAUCGAUAUCUGGUCGAUCGGCUGCAUCGUGGCGGAGAUGUACAUGGGGCGAUCAUUAUUUCCGGGUUCAAAUAAUGAAGACCAGUUGCAGAAAAUCUUCAAGAUAAUGGGCACGCCGUGUGAGGGGUCCUGGCCGGGGGUGUCCAGGUUACCGGAGUACCGGGCGGACUUUCCGUUGUAUGCCGCGCAGGAUCUGAAGGGGCUGGUGCCGAGGAUAGAUGCGACGGGUCUGGACCUCAUGAAGAGGAUGUUGAGAUUGCAACCGGAAAGGAGGAUUAGUGCUGCGGAGGCGUUGAGACAUGCUUGGUUUGAUGAUAUUGUUUGACUGGGAUGUUUCCAGGAGUAUGAUUGAUGAUGCGAGGGAUCAUGCGAGGAUGAUUAUGCGGGGAGGGGGGUCGUGUAACCUGGGGUUGGGGAGGGCAACUAAGUAAGGGAGGUCUUGUGACCGAGGGGGUUGGUUCCGGGUGACUUCUUCAAGCCGGUAACCAGAAGAUCCUGCAGUGGUCUGAGACACCCUCAUUUGACAUACGAGGAUUGAUGACUACCUAGCCAAGGGGCUGGGUCAUUUAUGAUGAUAUCAUGUUUUCAAGUUUUGAGUAAGGGUAUCGCAUUGACGAAUCAAAUCUAAGUAAUUAUAUACAUCUCAAA
This is a messenger RNA of Aspergillus ibericus CBS 121593, 1252 nucleotides long. Its product is annotated as negative regulator of the PHO system. Lineage: Eukaryota; Fungi; Ascomycota; Eurotiomycetes; Eurotiales; Aspergillaceae. The record is from RefSeq and is a predicted model, not a curated record. Gene Ontology annotation, molecular function: ATP binding; cyclin-dependent protein serine/threonine kinase activity. Gene Ontology annotation, biological process: protein phosphorylation. Gene Ontology annotation, cellular component: cytoplasm; nucleus. The coding region runs from base 51 to 929 and encodes 292 amino acids. The transcript is spliced from 3 exons.